CUUCUUCGAGACCCCAACUACAAGAUUUCCAGCCAAGAUGCGCGUAGCUGCCGUUUUCACCGUGUUAUUCGUGGCCCUUGCGACUGCCACCACUGACGCCGCUCCAGAAACCACUGCAUGCGACCUCCCUUGCGGCGAGGGCGAGACGUGCACGCUGCAAGAAGUUCAAUGCAUCACCGCACCAUGUGAUCCGGUCCCUACGUGCGUUCCGGUUGAGACUCUAUCGCUACCGCCUGAGCCUGUGUGCACCAUGAAAUGUCCAGAGGGUGAAACGUGCCAGAUCAACUCGGCGGACAGCUCUCAAUACUGCCUUAGUCCUUGUGCUUCGGUGCGCUGUUCGUCAGGCUACACCUGCCAGGUCGAACAAGUCCAAUGCAUCCGAGCCCCGUGCCCACCUCUCGCGGUUUGCAAGCCCGACAAGAAGGGGAAGAGCCCUUACACCAAGAGAGUCCUUCGGGUCACAAGCAACGAACACUAAAAGCCGAUAGUAGUAGGCACACACCUAUGUACCGACGCGAGAUUUCAAUGAGUUCAUUUCACAUGUAUUCGUCACGCAAUCCACAGCACUCGUCAAUGCAUUCAUCAAUCAUAACGAUCGCUUUUACUAAAAAAAAGGUGAUUAAAAAUUCUCUUCACGCAUUACAUGUGCA
Molecule: messenger RNA, 650 nt
Organism: Phytophthora nicotianae INRA-310
Lineage: Eukaryota; Oomycota; Peronosporomycetes; Peronosporales; Peronosporaceae
Exons: 1
Coding region: 38-478 (146 amino acids)
Source: RefSeq, a predicted model, not a curated record